AUGUCUGCCGACGACAGCUAUGCCCCCAAGUCUCCGGACCUCUCCUCUUUUUACUCAAACGGUCCCACCCAAGAAGAAGUGCAUCAUCCACAACCCGACUCUUACUUUAGGCCAGGGUACGAAUAUAAAGCAGAGUCCCCAACCUACACCAGAUCUGCUUCCUUCUCUUCCUACGUUCCCCCUUCUCCUCACUUCGACGACACCAACCGUGUCUCAGCCGAUUCCGCCUAUCAUCUGGAGUUUGCGCAACCAAGAACUCCAAGACCAGAACAUCAACCCUAUCCAUCGCGACAUUCUUCUAUUCCAGAGCACUACGUCUAUUCUACGCCAGACCAACAACAGCAUCCGAGCAGCGGUUUCGGGCGUAGUUCUGCCUCUUCGUACUCACGUCAACAACAACCCCACGGCCAAACGUACCCAGAACAAUCUUCUAAUCACAACGCGAUCACUUGCGACCCAUCCUACAAACCACCGAUAGCAGCCGGUGACUUGGAACGAGCUCCCGCGUUUGGUGUUGCGCCGUUCGAUACAAACAUGCCUCCACGCAAAGCCGCGCCGCCUGCGGCGCCUGCUAUCGACCCAUCUCCGGUUCGAACCAAAUUCCCCACAGCCAGGAUCAAGCGAAUUAUGCAGGCCGACGAGGAAGUUGGCAAGGUUGCGCAGCAAACUCCGAUUGCUGUAGGAAAGGCUCUUGAGCUUUUUAUGAUACAGCUUGUCACAAAAAGCGCGGAUGUAGCCAAGGAGAAGGGUUCAAAGAGGGUUACCGCGCCAAUGCUCAAGCAAGUUGUCGAGACGGACGAACAGUGGGAUUUCUUACGCGACAUAGUUAGUCGUGUCGAGAAUGAGAAGGAGGGCAGUAGAUCCAAGGCUAAGCAGGAUAGUUCAAGUGAUGAGGAGAUUGAAGAGCCUAAAAAGAGAACGCGUGGAGGCAGAAAGAAGAAAGCAGCAUGA
Fusarium coffeatum is the source of this 951-nucleotide messenger RNA. RefSeq lists its product as uncharacterized. Gene Ontology annotation, molecular function: protein heterodimerization activity; RNA polymerase II general transcription initiation factor activity; transcription coactivator activity. NCBI's taxonomy places the organism in Eukaryota, Fungi, Ascomycota, Sordariomycetes, Hypocreales, Nectriaceae. Gene Ontology annotation, biological process: transcription by RNA polymerase II; negative regulation of transcription by RNA polymerase II; positive regulation of transcription by RNA polymerase II. The coding region runs from base 1 to 951 and encodes 316 amino acids. The transcript has a single exon. Gene Ontology annotation, cellular component: negative cofactor 2 complex; nucleus. The record is from RefSeq and is a predicted model, not a curated record.